This is a messenger RNA of Oenanthe melanoleuca, 3895 nucleotides long. It is a transcript of the gene ARHGAP44, whose product is annotated as Rho GTPase activating protein 44. The record is from RefSeq and is a predicted model, not a curated record. Gene Ontology annotation, molecular function: GTPase activator activity; protein binding. The transcript has 23 exons. Lineage: Eukaryota; Metazoa; Chordata; Aves; Passeriformes; Muscicapidae. The coding region runs from base 1 to 3312 and encodes 1103 amino acids. Gene Ontology annotation, cellular component: intracellular anatomical structure; cytoplasm; postsynaptic density. Gene Ontology annotation, biological process: neurotransmitter receptor transport, endosome to postsynaptic membrane; signal transduction; positive regulation of GTPase activity.
AUGACAGGAGAUCCUGGGAGAUGCGGGGGCCACGCCAAGGGACGCCGAGGUGAUGUCGGGCCGAUGCCAGGGAUGCUGGAGCGACGCUGGGGCCGUGUCACGGGACCCGAGGGGAUGCCAGGUGACGCUAGGCGUGCCAGAGGGAUGCCGGGGGGACGCCAGGUGAUGCCGAGGCCAGGACCAGGAACGCUGAGGGAUGCCGGGGGGAUGCCGGGGCCACGCCCAGGGGUGCCGGGGGGAAGUCAGGGGAUGCAGGGGGGGAUGCCCGGCUCCAGGCUCGCUCCAAGACCCACCCCCUGCCCGGAGAGCCCGCCGGGGCGGGCGGCCCCGGACUACAUUUCCCAUGGCCGCCGCGGCCGGGGGCGGUGCGGGGCGGCGCGGGGGGCGCGGAGCGCAGGCGGAGGCGCGGUGAGGCGCAGGGGCGGCGGGGCCCGCUCGGCCCGGCCCGGCUUGGCUCGGCUCAGCCCGGCCCGGCUCGGCGCCGGGCGGGGAUGCGGGAGGGGCGGCCCGCGACCCCCGGCCCCGCUGCCUGCCCGCAGCGCCCGCACCGCCGCCACCAUGAAGAAGCAAUUCAACCGCAUGCGCCAGCUCGCCAACCAGACCGUGGGCAGCCUGGCUCGGCUGCCGCGGGCAGAGCGCCGGCCCCGGGCCCGCAGGGUGGGCAGCGCUCCCCCAGCGCAGCAGCGACACCCGGGCUGUCGCACCGUGUCACCCGCGGGCGGGACGCGCGGGGACGCGCCGGAGGAGGCGCCGGCGGGGCCGUGUCCCCACGGCGCGCUGGGCACGGGGAAAACGCCGCGGCUCCGCUGGGGCUCGGCGGGUGCCGGGUUUGAGCCGCUGGGAUCUGUCCCCAGGGAGGCGGUGGCCGGGAGGGCUCAGGUGGCGGCAGAAGGUGGGGACAGCGCGGCCUCGGAUCAGGAUCCAGCCUGGAUCACGGAGCGCAGCGCUUCCAGUACUGCGAGUGACACUGAGGGGCUUCCUCCCCGCUCUGGCAAACGCAGAGGAGCCGAGAAGACCGAGGUGUUGAGUGAAGAUCUGCUGCAGGUGGAGAAGCGGCUGGAGCUGGUGAAGCAGGUGUCCCACAGCACCCACAAGAAGCUGACAGCCUGUCUGCAGGGCCAGCAGGGCCUGGACGCCGACAAGCGCUCGAAGAAGCUGCCACUGACAACGCUGGCGCAGUGUCUGAUGGAGGGAUCGGCCGUGCUGGGGGACGAUUCCCUGCUGGGGAAGAUGCUGCGCCUGUGUGGGGAGGCUGAGGACAAACUGGCACAGGAGCUGAUCCACUUUGAGCUGCAGGUGGAGAGGGAUGUCAUCGAGCCACUCUUUGUGCUGGCUGAGGUGGAAAUCCCAAAUAUCCAAAAGCAGAGGAAGCACCUGGCAAAACUUGUGCUGGACAUGGACUCCUCCAGGACAAGGUGGCAGCAGUCGGUGAAGUCCUCGGGUCUGGCCAGCAACCUGCAGUCCUCGGGCGCCAAAGCCGAUGCUCUCAGGGAGGAGAUGGAGGAGGCAGCCAACAGAGUGGAGAUCUGCAGGGACCAGCUCUCGGCUGACAUGUACAAUUUUGUGGCCAAAGAAGUCGACUAUGCAAACUAUUUUCAAACUCUGAUAGAGGUGCAGGCCGAGUACCAUCGCAAAUCCCUGGCGCUCCUGCAGAACUUCCUGCCACAGAUCAAAGCCCAGCAGGAGGCGUGGGUGGAGAAGCCCUCCUUUGGGAAGCCCCUGGAGGAGCACCUGGCUGUCAGCGGGCGGGAGAUCGCCUUCCCGGUGGAGGCCUGUGUGACCAUGCUGCUGGAAUGUGGGAUGCAGGAGGAGGGUCUCUUCCGAGUGGCUCCCUCAGCUUCCAAGCUGAAGAAGCUCAAGGCUGCCCUGGACUGCUGUGUGGUGGAUGUGCAGGAGUACUCAGCUGACCCCCAUGCCAUCGCAGGAGCUCUAAAGUCCUACCUGCGGGAGCUGCCCGAGCCCCUCAUGACGUUCGAGCUGUAUGAGGAGUGGAUCCAGGCCUCCAACAUCCCAGAGCUGGAGAAACGGCUGCAGGCUCUCUGGAACGCCUGUGAGAAGCUGCCCAAAGCCAACUACAACAACAUCAGGUACGUCAUUAAAUUCCUGGCCAAGCUGACCGAGUACCAGGAUAUGAACAAAAUGACCCCGAGCAACGUGGCCAUCGUGCUGGGGCCCAACCUGCUGUGGCCACAGGCCGAGGGGAACAUGACGGAGAUGAUGACGACGCUGUCGCUGCAGAUCGUGAGCAUCAUCGAGCCGCUCAUCCAGCAUGCAGACUGGUUCUUCCCGGGAGACAUCGAGUUCAAUGUGACGGGGAACUACGGCAGCCCCCUGCACGUGAACCACAACGCCAACUACAGCUCCAUGCCCUCCCCGGACAUGGAGCACGGCGAGCGCCGGCAGCACGACCAGGCCCGGCGGCCCCUCAGCGUGGCCACUGACAACAUGAUGCUGGAGUUCUACAAGAAGGAUGGCCUUAGGAAAAUCCAAAGCAUGGGCGUCAGGGUGAUGGACACCUCGUGGGUGGCUCGCCGAGGCACCUCAGCGGGGCGCAAGGCGACCUCGGCCCCCCCGGCCGCGCAGCCCCCGGCCCCGCCCCUCGAGCUUCCCCCCACGCCCCACUCGCCCAUUCCCGAACAGUCACCGGAGAUUUCAGCAACGCCCUCCCCGCCUCCCGCCAGCUUCGGCUUCCCCCCGGCAGCCGAGCGCAUAAGCACUUUCAAGCCCCCGGAGCUGUCCCCGGGGCCGCCCCCCGCGCCCGCCCCCGCGGCCGAGCAGAGCCCGCACUCGCUGCGCAAAGGGGCCAAGAAGCUGGCGCCCAUCCCGCCCCGGGGGGCGGCGGGGGAGGCGGGCGGGGGGCAGCCGUCCCCGGCCAGCCUGUCCCCGACCCCCCCCAGCACCCCGUCCCCGUACGGCCCCCCCGGAGCUCCCCCCGGGGCGCCCCUCGGAGCCUCCCCCGGAGCCGGGCCGCCCCCGCCGCCCCCGCUGCUGCCGUCCCCCGCCGCCGCCGCCCCCCGGGCCCGGGCCGCCCCCAAAGCGCGGCCGCGCCCCGCGCUGCCCCCCCCGCCGCAGCCGCCCCCGGCCGCCCCCGCGCCCCCCCAGCCCCCGGAGCCGCCCCGCCUGGACACCGCGGGCCCCGGGGACGGCGCGCUCACAGGUCUGCUCCGUUUUGAGGUCCCCUCCCUCCACGUGUCCCCGGAUGCCGCCCUGUGCCGGGACCCACCCGAAGCAGCGCAGAGACUCUCGGGGCCGAGCCUGACCCCGCGGCAGGAGGAGGAGGAGGAGGAGGAAUCGGAGAGCACAGCCCUAUGACAGUGUCCAUGUCCCCAAGCUCAUCCGUGCGGCGCCCAGCGGCCAGCACCGGCCACCGGCACCGAGAGCCACGGGCCCGUUUUGGGUGGCAAAAGCGCCCGGUUUGGGGGCGGCCGCUGUUCUUUAGUUCAUUUUUGUUCGCCUUAUCCAGACUUUGCCUUUGAACCGGGUGCCUGCCCCCCCUGCCCCGCAGCACCCACGAUCCUGGGGUGAUGCCACCAUGUCCUCAGUGCCCCGAGGCGUGUGCCACUGGGUGCUGGCCAGGUGACAGGGUGCUGGCUGGCGCUUGACAGUGGGAUUUCUUUUCUUUGGCUUUUUCCCCCUCCGCUUGUUUGGGAGCAGGAUGGGACCUGACCAGCAAUAACCUGGGACAUAGGAUGUGCCCCUCUGGCUCUCGGGGUGCUGGCGGGGGAGGUGCACGUCCCUUGGCACCCGCUGUACCCGGAGGUUGGUGGCUUUGGUCGUGCAUGCACAGACAUAUUAACCUUUUAUCCUUUCCAGAGAGAGAAGAUCUAUAUAUAUAUAUAUCAGCAGAGAUAUAUAUAUAUUCUAUAUUUGUAUAGAGAGAGAGAAAUUAUAGAGA